AUGGCUAUCAAGCAAGACACUAUCGUUAUAAGCGCCGCUGCCAAGAAUCACAUCGUCUCUUAUUGCGCCGCUCUCACCUCGCCUCUCUUCAAGAGUUCAACCGAGCGGGCUACCAAAAUGGCCACUUAUUACCUCCCAACCAUUUCUUUGUUCGCGAACGGCAACAUCACUCAACUAUCUGAUCCAUCGCAGUAUGUGGCACUGAUCGCCGAGCCUUUGGACAGACUGAAAGGAAUCCCCGAAGUGACAGGGCACAGAGUUGAGGCCAUAGGCGAGAACUCCGCAAUUAUUUGGCUUUCCCUGGAGGUAAAUGGAGUGGAGAUCUCCAAUGUCUACUUUUUCAGGAGAAUGGAUGACGGUGCUGAAGGGUUUGAAGGUGGCAUUUUCGAUGGGGAGCUCUGGUUGCUGAAGCAACUGGCGAAUACGGAGUAG
Messenger RNA from Penicillium nucicola, 432 nucleotides. RefSeq lists its product as uncharacterized. The record is from RefSeq and is a predicted model, not a curated record. The coding region runs from base 1 to 432 and encodes 143 amino acids. Lineage: Eukaryota; Fungi; Ascomycota; Eurotiomycetes; Eurotiales; Aspergillaceae. The transcript has a single exon.